Molecule: messenger RNA, 2522 nt
Organism: Schistocerca gregaria
Lineage: Eukaryota; Metazoa; Arthropoda; Insecta; Orthoptera; Acrididae
Exons: 1
Coding region: 238-1791 (517 amino acids)
Biological process (GO): SCF-dependent proteasomal ubiquitin-dependent protein catabolic process
Cellular component (GO): SCF ubiquitin ligase complex
Source: RefSeq, a predicted model, not a curated record
GUCUAGUUAGACCGUGGUUCCUAUAUUAUUACGCAUGUUACCGAGACAGUACGUGAUAUCUUUCUGCUGAAGUUCGCUGGAUGGCGUCUGCUAUAGAUAUACAAAUAGUUCAGGGGGCGUGCUAGAUUUCUGUAGUAGCAAAAGGUUAUGAAGAGACGAAACUUCUUGUGGAUUAUUUACGAUCUGACGGAUGUAAAAAAAAAAUUUUGAGUGUGUUUUAAAAAUACUGCUCUUGUGAUGCCUUCUGCCAGGGACCCAGAAACACUGUUCGUACUCAGUCAAAAAGUAAUUGUUGAUUUCUUGACAUUACCUUGGCGAAGUAGAAACCAGUUCACAUUCGAAAUUUCGAACCGAAUAAAUUCUAUUUUAUCAUGUAUACCGGCAUCUUUAAUCGAUUCCGUCGUAUCUGGUGUGAUAGAAGAAUUCUCGCGACUUAAAACUGUAACAGAAGGAGGCGCUGCCGAACUUUUACUGAAAGCUGUAGCCGUACCACAGUUGCAAGUGUUGGACUGCCGCACGCUUGUCAAGCUUGGAUACGUUUCAGAUGAAGUACGACAUGGUUUUCAGUAUACUAUAGCAGGUUUGAUUCCGUCAUUGCGCAAUUUAGUGCAGUUGUCUUUUUCAACUCAUAAGAAUGAAUUCACACUUCCAGUUUGUGAUGAUGAAGUGCUAUGGAACAUAGGCUGUAAUUGUCCUCAUUUGAAGUCUUUAAACUUUAGGUGUUGUAAUCACGUUACAGAUGAGGGAUUAAAGUGUUUAAUACCUGGGUUCUCUGAUAGUGUAGGCUGUAAACAUCUCGAAGAGUUAUACGUGUUUGAAAGCUCUGUUACUGAAAAAGGUGUUACACUCGCACUGGAACAUCUAAAAAAGUUACGAAUAGUCGAUUUCAGAGAACUGUGCACUUCGCUGAUACUUCUGUACAAUAAGUGUAUGACGAAUGGUUCACGCUUGUUGGAGGAUGGACUAAAAAUAACCCAUAUAAAUAAUUUGGGUGUCUGCCGACCAGCACAAAAACUACAGUUCGACCAGAAGAUUGUUAGAAUUUGUCAGAUUUUAUGCCCCAACUUGAGAAAUCUCAAAGUCAGGGUAACUGAUUUUGAUGUUGCUCAUUUAAAAAAACUUCCGUCGUUGACAGCUGUAGAAUUCGUGUAUAAUAUUGGUAGGCCGCUGUCUCCUGGUGAAGGGACAGUAAACUUCCUGACGCAGUAUGGCCAUCAGUUGAGUGCUCUAACAAUAAUAUGCAAUUUAUUUGCAGUAGAACUGUUUGUCACUAUAGGUGACAAUUGCCCAAAUUUAAAAGAGUUAUGGAUUAAAUGUAAUGAACUAUUAUGCAACCCUGAGUGGGUUGCUCCUGUUUCACAAAGAAUAGUAUACACCCAUCUAGAGUCUUUGUAUGUGAGAAUUGGGGAAACUGAGGAUUCAGAGUGCUUUUUACCAGCAGAGGUGUUGGUAUAUAUUUUGAGAUGUAGUUGGGGCUUGAAAUCUCUGCAACUGAUUUUUAGAAGUGUGUCAGUGGCAGAUACUUGGUUUGAUUCCAUACUGAUGGAGAUAAACACUGGAUCAUUGGAAAAAAUAUUUAUAGCGAUUCCUGGCAGUAACUGCAAUUAUUCUGCUGUUAUGUUGUCGAUGGAAACUGUUGAGAGUAUUAUGAUACACUGUCCAAAACUGAAAGUGUUGGGAAAUUUGUUAGUAUGGAAUGUUACUCGCACACAGGUUAAGGAAUUGAGAGACUGGAUUACUGCUAGAAAUUUAGAUGUGAUAAUUGUAUACAGAUUCAUGAAAAUUAAGUAAUUUCAUUGCCUGUAGCCUUCUAAUUGAACAUUUUUUAAAAUGUAGGUUAUUGAUGUGGACAAAUGAAAGUUAAGCAGUAACUGAAGAUUGGCAUUUGAGAAUUUCAUUAUUGUUUUUAUGAAAGUGGAUGUGGAGUGGAGUGAAUCAUUAAAAAAAUACUAAGCAUUGUUUUAUGAAGGACUAAUUAAUUGCCGUUUGCACAGUGGCAACUGACUCAUUCCAGUGCCUUACCCUGCUUUGUUUUUAAGAUUUUUUAGGGUGUAAGAAACUGAGGUUUUAUACUGUUUUAGACCUGUUGCAAAUAGAAUUUCACAAAUAUGCAAAUGUGUAUUGAAAUUUUUGCAUUUAUUGUCGAUUUUUUAAAAUCAUGUACUUUGGUAAAUGGUUAGACACAACUGGUUGCAUUUGACAGAGCAUAUUGUGUAACAAAUGCUUAUAAGUACUUAUCUAUAUUUUCAUGUUUGUUGUGUAAUUUGCAUUUCCUUUUGUGCUGAUAGUCAUCUAACAAUUUUAAUGGCACUAACAAUGAAAUCAUUAAAGCAUUAGUUUAUUGCUCGUCUCGCAGAGAUAAGAUCUUCUAUGAAUCACCAUUUCUUGAAUUCUGCAGGUAGUGCAUAGAUUUCAAUUACCAUUUUUUAUUUAACUGCUUUCAUUUUUUGUUCACAGGUAAUUUUGUUAAACUUUUGUGCAGUCUGUGUUCCUGUAACACACUGUUUUUCAUGAUAAUAAUA